AUGGUCGUCGUGCCCCCCAGUCGGCUGGACGAUGAACUUCAAGUCCUUGUGACAGGCUUCGGUCCGUUUUCUUUCUACAAGAGCAAUCCGGCAUGGGACUCGGUGCAGUCCUUGCACGGCAUGCAGCUCGUCCUACCUGCCUCGGACCCGGCAAGUCAGCCCACGCGGAUACGAAUCACUUCUGCCGAGAUGCCCGUGUCGUUUGCUACCGUCUUGCGAUACAUCCCACGUCUCCACGGUCUCGGGCACGGCAGGGAUGACAGACAUAUACGGUACAAGGAAGGCCCGAAGCCAGCGACGCCGACGUGCGACGUUCCGCUGCAGUCGUAUGAUCUCAUCAUCCAUGUCGGCGUAGGCGCAAGGGACGCGUUCAAGCUCGAGCAAAGAGCAGACAAGCUCAACUAUGGCAAAUCGCCGCCCGACGCGGUAGGAGGCAGGCCCCAAUUGGACGCUCAGACAGGGAGAUGUGGGUUCCUUGACGAGCGAUGGGCUAGCUUGCCAGACGAUCUGACAACCCGGCUUGAUGUAUCGGGUCUCGCCAAGGAGCUAAGUGACUCGUACAAAAUCGUCAAGUCAAAUGAUCCUGGUCACUACGUCUGCGAGUUUAUCUACUACGCCAGUCUUGCAUCCUCGAGGCUGGCCAAUCCCGACAAUUCAACGCCAGUACUCUUUGUACAUGUGCCACCAGAGAGCGAGCCGUACUCUGUGGCAGAGAUGUCACAUUUCCAUCAGGUCCUGAUCGCGACUAUCGUCGGCAAGGGCUAUCUGCCCUCGCGACGGCGGAGGAACAGCCUGCCCGUUCAGCAUGUAGCAGCCAGAGCCGGCGACACAGCAUCCGAGAACCGACAAGGCCAGGAGCAAACAGCUCGAGAGCAGUCUGCAAUGCAUCUAUGCUAA
Molecule: messenger RNA, 897 nt
Organism: Mixia osmundae IAM 14324
Lineage: Eukaryota; Fungi; Basidiomycota; Mixiomycetes; Mixiales; Mixiaceae
Exons: 4
Coding region: 1-897 (298 amino acids)
Biological process (GO): proteolysis
Source: RefSeq, a predicted model, not a curated record